Messenger RNA from Gastrolobium bilobum, 1159 nucleotides. Its product is annotated as transcription factor ILR3-like. The record is from RefSeq and is a predicted model, not a curated record. The transcript is spliced from 5 exons. Gene Ontology annotation, molecular function: protein dimerization activity; DNA-binding transcription factor activity. Lineage: Eukaryota; Viridiplantae; Streptophyta; Magnoliopsida; Fabales; Fabaceae. The coding region runs from base 275 to 967 and encodes 230 amino acids. Gene Ontology annotation, biological process: regulation of DNA-templated transcription; intracellular iron ion homeostasis.
CUGUAUCAAUGUAAUGCAAUGUAUUGUUAAUUGGCCAUGAAGCACUGUGCCAGAAUGACAAACAAUCUGCUGCUUCCGUCACAGCCUCACAAUCACAGUGACUUUCUCUUUCCUCUUAUAACGGAUGAUAAUUGAGAAGGGACAACUAAAACAAAGCUUACAAAUGAAUAAUGUUGUUUUAUGUUACAUAGUCAUAGUACUAUAUUCUUACGCUAUUCACUACUCUCUCAACCUUAGUUGAUACACACCCUUCUUCUCCCUUCUCGCUUCCAACAUGGACAUCGAUUCCUCAGGAGCCUCCACUUGGCUCUAUGAUUAUGACUUUGAUAUCUCAGUUGAUGGAGUUGACUUCAUGGCUGCAGACUCUGGUGGUUUCAGCUGGGUGCCUCAGAGUCACACCUUCAAGGGUCCUUCAAAUAUGAGUUUGGAAAUGGAUUACUCACUGGAUUCAACUGUCCUGGAAAAUGGCCCUUCAAAACGGUUAAGGUCUGAAUCAUGUGCAUCUGGCUCCAAGGCAUGUCGUGAGAAAUUGCGAAGGGAUAAACUAAAUGAGAGGUUUCUGGAAUUGAGUUCUAUCUUGGAGCCUGGUAGGCUGCCCAAAACAGACAAGGUUGCUAUAUUAAGUGAUGCGGUUCGAGAGGUAACCCAAUUAAGAAAUGAAGCCCAGAAGCUGAAGGAAAUGAAUGACGAAUUACUUGCAAAAAUUAAAGAAUUGAAGGCUGAGAAGAAUGAGAUUCGUGAUGAGAAGAAUAGACUCAAGGAAGACAAAGAAAAGUUGGAGGAACAGGUCAAGUUGUCAAAUGUACAACCCAGCUUCAUGCCUCAUGCCCCGGAUGCUAAAGGGCAAGCUGCUAGCCACAAGCUGGUACCUUUCAUUGGUUACCCUGGAUUUGCCAUGUGGCAGUUUAUGCCCCCUGCUGUAGUUGAUACAUCAAAGGAUCAUCUGCUUCGACCUCCAGUUGCAUAAAGUGGUUAGCAUCCACUUAUUUGUUGUCUGUGUGCUUGUAUUAUAAUUUUGUCCAAGUUAUUCAUCAUGUCCUUAUUGUGUGUUUUCUAAAAUCACAUGCUGAAAGUGUGCUCGGAAACUGGUUAAUAAGAUAAAUUUGUGCUACUACUAUCUAAAUUGUAAUAAGAAAAUGAUUUAUGUCAUGGUUACAAA